GCACUAAUGCUGUUUUUGCAAAUUCCAUUACUAGUAGUUCUCCUCGGAGGUGGUGACAGUGAAGAUGCCUUCCAGGACCAAAUCUUCAGAAUCAUCAGUACUUUUUCCUUACACAACCACUCCUGGACCCAAACUUGGAUCUCUGCCUGGUUGGGUGAGUUGCAGAUUAAGAGCUGGAAGAGAAACUCUAGUGAUUUUAUUUCCCUGCGGCCUUGGUCCAAUGGCAACUUCAGCAAGAAGGAGAUGACAGAAGUAAAAGACUUAAUCGAAAGGACCAACCAUGAAUUUCUGCAUUUACUUCACAUCCAUGCCAGUGAAUGGAUGCUUGAGUACCCCUUUGACAUACAAGGAACAGUAGGCUGUGAGCUGCACUCUGGAGAAAUCAAGAUAGACUUCUGGCGAGUUGCUUAUCAAGGAUCAGAGAUCCUGAGCUUCCAGAACAGUUCAUGGGUGCCAUAUCUAAAGGGUGGAACUAGAGCUCAGAAGAUGUGCAAAGUACUCAACCGGUACAUUGUCUUCAACAAAGUGAUUAAGUGGAGGUUCAGUAACACCUGUUCACGCUUCCUUUUGGGUCUCCUUGAUGCAGGGAAGGCAGAUUUCCAGAGAAAAGUAAAACCAGAGGCCUGGCUGUCCACUGGCCCCAGUCCUGGUCCUCACCAUCUGUUGCUGGUUUGUCAUGUCUCUGGCUUCUACCCAAAGCCAAUUUCUGUUAUGUGGAUGCGAGGUGAACAGGCACAACAGGCCUCUCAACAAAGUGAUAUCUUGCCCAAUGCUGAUGGGACAUGGUAUCUUCAGAGUUACCUGGAUGUGGAAGCCACCAAGACAUCUGGCCUGUCUUGCCGGGUGACACACAGCAGUCUAGAAGGCCAGGACAUCAUCCUCUACUUGGACCGUCCGACCUCCGAGGGCUUGAUCAUCCUGGCAGUGAUGGUCCCCCUGGUGCUUCUUCUGACAGGUCUUGCAUUUUGGCUUAAAAAGGGCUGGACACACUGCGAACCUCCUCCCACUCUUCUUUCUUUGGAAUGAGAUUCCAGCAUCCCAGGGACUCAAAACAUACUAAAAACUCGGCAUGGUGAUCAUGUCCUUUCAACUCCCUUUGUACAGUUUUUGUUGUUUACCUAUGUUUAUUUAAUGGUCUGUUAUUACUGUAAACUAGUCGUAAUUUUGCAGGAUUUGUUUUCUGACUUGGUUCUGACAUUUUAAAACUCAUAUGUUAACUCUGGAUAAAAUGAGAUCCUAGUAACCUCUACAUAUUGGAAAAUUAAUGAAUCUCAAGCCCAUUUAAGAUGUUACUUCUUUAGGGGGUGUUCCCUGAUUCACAAGUGGAAGCAGUGUUUGAACUCUCACCACACCUUGCAGCACCCUUUGCCGAGUUUAUACUUUUUAUCCUUUGUUGUGGCUA
Artibeus jamaicensis (Jamaican fruit-eating bat) is the source of this 1402-nucleotide messenger RNA. RefSeq names its product T-cell surface glycoprotein CD1a-like. The transcript is spliced from 6 exons. Gene Ontology annotation, cellular component: external side of plasma membrane. The coding region runs from base 7 to 1026 and encodes 339 amino acids. The record is from RefSeq and is a predicted model, not a curated record. Gene Ontology annotation, biological process: immune response; positive regulation of T cell mediated cytotoxicity; antigen processing and presentation, endogenous lipid antigen via MHC class Ib. Gene Ontology annotation, molecular function: exogenous lipid antigen binding; lipopeptide binding; endogenous lipid antigen binding. NCBI's taxonomy places the organism in Eukaryota, Metazoa, Chordata, Mammalia, Chiroptera, Phyllostomidae.